Anopheles stephensi (Asian malaria mosquito) is the source of this 8584-nucleotide messenger RNA. Its product is annotated as mucin-19. The transcript is spliced from 7 exons. The coding region runs from base 738 to 6371 and encodes 1877 amino acids. The record is from RefSeq and is a predicted model, not a curated record. Lineage: Eukaryota; Metazoa; Arthropoda; Insecta; Diptera; Culicidae.
UAAACCGUGGGUGCGUCAAUCCCGUAGGCUGCCGACGAAAUGGUAGCAGUCCAAGGAAGAAAAUUUUGCUCAACUUGCGUUUAAUCAACAACAUUGCUUAGUGGAAGAGGCCAAGCUAGAAAACGGCACGUCGGUUGCAAAUGAUUGCAUAAAAUCGGCGUCGCUUUUCAAUAGGUGCAGUUGGCGUGUCUCCAGAUCGGUUACAGGCCAGGUACUGCACAGCAAACGGCAACUGCGAGUCACCUCUGGACAAGAACAACCGCGUCCCUUUCAGAGCAAACCCAACACACAACCAACGGGAACAUGGUUCGCGAUGAAAACGAAGAAAAACUGUGAGACUGCCGAAGACGACAUCGAAGACGGUGGGCAGUGAAUGGAGACAAAAGACACACAAAGCAAAAAGCGUCUCCGGGUUCUGCACUGUUUGCGCUGAAUAGAAAAAAGAAAACUGGCAACAUUGGGCAAAAAACGCAGUAAUCGUAGUUCCGGUUCGAGCUUCGGAAGCUGCAAAGGCUUUGCAAUUAGCGAAGCAAUCGUGUGAAAUAUUCCAGAUAUUCUAACACACAUUAUACAGAAGUGCUCCGGGAUAGGCACAAGGUGUGUUACUAGGAGGAGUGUUAACCGGAGAUUUUAGUAGAACGUCAGGCGGAGGACUUACAGAAAAUAUUGUAAAAUAUACAUCCCGUCAUUCGUCUGCAUCCGUCGUCCAAGCUAGUGGUGACAAGCAUUUUCCUACCAUGGAGGACGAAUUGAGCGAUGGUGAGAUCGUGUGGGUGAAGGUGAGCAAUAGCUGGUGGCCGGGUGAGGUUAUGGGCGAGUCACGCCUAUCCGAGGAGUUCCUUUCUUCGCUGCGGAAAAAGCCUCUGGCAGUUGUUAAAUUUUUUCAAGAAGAUUCCUAUGAAUACGUAAAAAAUCCCAAUUUUAUCUUCAAGUAUAAUUGUCCUCGUAAGAACGAAUUUCUUCGCAAAGGUUUGGAACAAUAUCGUGCCAAAAUGAAGCACAUGGAAAAGUUUCCGGCCGAUGUGAUGCACGCGGAACGUGUGACCGGCGGUGAUCCGGAUAUUGUAAAUUCAACCGAUUUUCAGCCACAGAAAAAGGAACGAUAUUCGGGACUGUUUCAAGAGGGCCGCUCGCCCACCACACCAAAGGGCGGGACGAAGGGCCUUAAAGAAAAAUCAAACACACCGUCUACUAAAUCGCACGCGAUGCCGGUUUCGUUCGGUUCGGGGCGUAAAACAGUGCACGAGGUGCGGAUUUUAGCGCAACCUUCCAGCGUGUCGACCACAGACAGUGAACCUGGUGCAGCCGCGCUUCCGGAACGGAGAGACGGUUCGCUUGCCGCUGCGGCACCAUCAGUAUCGUCUUCCCCUGGGCAGGUGUAUCAUUGUUACAAGUGUAACAAUUACAGUGCCAAUCGCCAAAAUCUGAUCAUACUUCACAUAAAGCAUUGCCGAAUGAGCUGCACGGUCACUGGUGGUGGGUUGUCUGCUUCCUCAUCCACCAUGCCACCAAUGGCAUCUGCUCGCAAAGUUUCGCGGGAAAAAGUGAAUGAAUCAGCCGAAGAGGAGGAUCUCAAUCUGGAUAUUAAAACCGAUCACUCUAGGCGAUCUUUACCGAUGUCGAGCAAGGGAAAACCGUUUGAGACAACACCCAUCAGCAGCGUUCAAUUGACGGUUCCCUUCAAGGAUGAACCGUCCAGUGAAAAACGCACGAGAGGAGGCGGUCGAAAGCCAAUUGAAACGCAAAAGCAAAAGAAAAUUGCACGUCGAAGAAAUAAGCGAGACCAAUCGCCGGAUGCAGACGCACUGGCUUCGGCUAUAUCCUUCGAAGCGGAAGACGAUCAGCCAUCGGAAGAUGUCGGCAAGCAGACGGGUGAACAUAAAGAGGACGGAAGAUAUCAGGGUGAAGAUGCAAGCGUGCCGACAAAUCGCGACGAACCACCAACAUACAAACAAGGCCCCAAGAACAGCACGGACGUGAAGCUGAAAAACGAGCUGCUUGCAGACUGGAGCGAAGACGAACCGGAGGACGAUGAAGGCGUUACGGAAAGCGGACAGGCAGUCGCAGAAAAGAAGGCGAUCGAACAUGUUUCCCUUGCAGAGAAGAAAAUUCCUCCCCCGAAAGAUUCUUCGCCAGUUCGAACGGUUGUUGGUAAAGCGGGCACCACCAAACGGCAACAUAAAGAAUCCAGACAGGAAACAGCUAGCAAACAGGCACAAGCAUCGAAGAAAGCGAUAAAAGCGGAAGCGAAAAUUGAUGGAAGUGCAAUGCAAGGCAAGGAUGGGCUGAGCGAUAAGGUCAAGGAGGCGGAAAAAGAUCAGGAAAGUUCGCCGGAGGAUAGUGCAACUGGUGCUGUAACAGCUGCAAUAACCGUAACCGCAUCCGAACCAUCCUCCGCAUGUGCUGCCUCCGGUGUGACGACGACCGCACCGACUGCCGCAACGACCGCUACUACCGCAUCACCGUAUGCCACGAUCAAGUACAGAAACAUCCCGAAAAAACAAAAGCGUGAAUUCAUCGAAGUCACCAAUGACGACGUCUCCAUGGUACAGGAAAAGUAUGCGGUACCGUCACGGGAAGGAAGUACGGCUAGCAGUUCAUCGACCACUGGCUCUUAUGAACCGUGUACUGGAAGUGCCCAGUCGACUACGGCACCCGUACCGACAGUCGAGCGUCCGAUCAGUGCGAAACAGUUGAUACUGAACCGUGCCACCCGUGGCUCAAGCAAAUCGUUAAGUGGAGAUGAAAAUGCAAUGACCGUUAGUGUGACGGCGGCAGACGAUGGUGGUACAACGACGGCGAGUGUUGCCACUGGCACGGAAAGCAGUGUUAGCGAGGAACAAAAAUCUCAGUCGGAUGAGACGAAGACAAAACCGCUGGACCCGCAGGGCCCACAGGAGUCGAGCUGUUUCGAUUUCAACGAUGACGAAGAAGAGCGAAAGGUGCCACAAAUGUCCACCGUGGCUACAAAACAUUCGACGUCACGGUUAGACCGUAAACAUGAACAAACGUCGGCGCGCAUAAAGCCAACACCGCCGGUCGAGGCAGCCGACGCACCGCAGGAAGAGGAUCGGGACGUAAAGCUUUGCCAGGAAAUUGAUUCGCUGCUGUGUGAAAUGGACGUGCCGAAACUGCCAGAAGAUCUGAACGAUGUAAUGGCCGCUGUGUCUGACAAGAUUGACUGCAAUCGUACCCUGCCGCCGAAGGAACGUGGCAAGCGAAUUUUUAAAACACGCAACAAAACCGUUGCCGGAGCGGCAUCUUCGUCUUCGUUUCAUUCGAACACAGAUGAAGGGGCUGCAGAAACCGAACCUAAAGCGCUUUCAGAACCAGCAGAUACAAACGAUACAGAAGAUAGGAGCGACAAACAAUUCUCAGGCGCUGUCGAAACGGAGGAGAAACCGCUCGCCAAGGAUAGGAACGAAUCGAAGAAACAGGAGGAUCAUCAGCAUCCUUCCGUCACUUCAUCGGCGAUGACUGAAGAGCUGGUAGCAGUCGAACCGAUGGACGUGGACCAGCAGCAGCAGCAAUCGAUGAAGAAAAAACGGAAAUCGGAAGAAAUGCUCCUUCCAGACAGCAGUGGCGGUAAUGGCGAACCGACGCCGCCUCCUUUAUCAUCUGCUCGUCGUCGUGGCAAGUUUGGUGGUAAGCAUGUAGCGGAAGGUACGGAACAGAAACCAUCGGAUUCCACCGGUCCAUCGUUGGAUGAGCGUGAAUCUUCUUCAUCCUCCUCGCGCAAGUCAAAAAGAAGUCGUCGUGAACUCACGUCCACUACCACACCAACCACGGUCAUCAGUAGCGAAAGUAGGGACGAUGCCGAAGACACCUACCACAGUACCUCGGAACGAGUAUCGGGAAGAAAAAGGGAAACCGUUGCUAUGGUAACGGAAGAAGCCAGCGCCGAUGGCAUCAGUGCGAAGAAUGACGACACAUCACCACCGCCGCCAGUGAAGAAGCAAUCCAUCGAAAUACCCGCGGCAACACCGAACGCGACGAAACCGAAGCGAGAAGAAAUCGUCUUACAGUCGAAAAAAGUGCUCGCGGCACCGCCACCUUCUACCUCGAUCGACACGACGAAACCAACUGCGACGGAUCUGCAAGCUGCGGAAGCGCUGAUAAAUCUGCCCGUUGUAGCAACAACGAUGGCUUCUGUAAGUAGUAGUGAGGAAAAGCAGGUACCGACCACAGUGAGCGAUGCUGCAGAGGAAGCAGUCGCUGUGGUGCGACAGGCAACAGCGCCAAGCUCCGGAAGCAGUUUGGCCAAGAGUAUCAACCCGCGAAAGCGUCACCUGCAGUCGAUGAUGCUUACGACAACGGAGGAGCCGAAGCCGCAGGCAAAGAAAUCAUCGGGCUCUGACUCGUGCGUACCGUCUUCGGUGGUAGCAUCCAAGGCAGACGGUGCAGCAGCUGUAGUCGUGCCCGCCAAACAAGAUCCUCCAUCCAUUCCAGAGAAAAGCAGCGAUAACGAUUUGUCAAAAAGUGCCGAAAAGGAAGAAACGAACGACGAGUUGAUGGAAAAUGAUAAAUUUGACAUCAGCAACAUGCCGAUCGUAAUGGACGAGUCGGAGCUGUUGGUGGAGGACGCUUCGUCGUCGUCCGUCUCGAGCGCUGCCACCAUUGCCGUCGUAAAGGGUGUUAACGGUGCCGGUAAUGCACCCGGUAAGGUCGAAGCAACGCCAAUUCACGCGCUCACCACAAGUGGCGCACCGUCGCGGGAUAAACGGCAAACGACGGUAGCAUCGGUGAAGGGAGGCCGUGCCUCCAAGGAGCAAAUUGUGAUAACGAGCAAAGGCACGAUACUAACCACCUCGACAGCAAACGUAACGGUUGCGUCCAAGUUUUCCACCACCGCCAAACCGUCAGUGUCGGUGACUAGCGCCAUUACGCUCGCUACCAGCUGCCGCGUCGCUAGCUCAACACCAACACUAGCGCCGAAUGGUUCGCCGUCGCUAACGCCACCGCAACCACCACCACCACCAUCGGCAACAGUUGCAGUCCCAGCGGUAACUACACCAUCGGUACCACCAAAGAUCAUUCUGACGAAGAAACCGCUACCGAAUGCUGCUACCGAGAGUGUGAAAUCGAGCAAGAUGCAAGAACGUCGCCUGUCCGGUGACGGUGGAUCGUCCUCCGUAUCGUCAUCGUCCGGCAGCGAUGCGGGCAGCAAAAAGAGUCAUCGCGUGCUGAGGCUUACGCCGCAAAAGUUGAAAGAAUUUAGCCGCCUCGGUUACAUCGAGGAUCGACAGGGCAAGGGCAAGAUGCUGACCAAAAGCGGCAUGCGUCAGCUAUACGGGAAGCAGGCGCAGCUGAAGCAACAGCAGGCACGGAACGAGCAUCUAACUGGCAAGAAAAAAGCAGUUCCACUUUCCACCAAAAUCGUUACGACGACUGGGGUAGGCAUCGAUGGAGUUGGGUUGGUGGUGGGUUCGGAUAGCACCACCAGCAGCUCGGAGGUCGCUUCCUCUGGUAGCAAUGUCGUGAUUGCGGCUGCAGCCGACUCGUCCGUACAGGAAUCAUCUGCCAUGGUGGAACGUAACUCCGCUGCAAGCGAUCCGAGUGCGGCCGACGAUAUGGAGGAGGAAGCGGAAGCACUGUUGCUAGAGCAACAGAACAAUAAGGUGACCACCGAGGCUGCUCCAGCUCCCGGGACAAGCGGUAUGGUGGAAGGGGCCAGCCCGACCAGCAGCGGAACAACCGGUGGCCCAGUGGCCGAAGUGAUCCUUGGCUCGGCAGCUGAACUAACCAUAGUCGGUGGUGGUGGUUCGAUGGCUGAAGCUACCAGCAGCAGCGGUGGACCCGCGGCACCAGCAACAGGCGGAAGCGGAGUGCAAGAGUCCUCCCAGCUGGUUGCCGUAACGGCGGAGAACUUUGGUGGCCCACCCCAUCUCUUCUACCUAUGCUCGGUGCGUGAUGAAACGUUCGUGCGCGUGAACGAUGAGCUGCUCUAUCUUGACGCAUCGAACCAGCUGGUGGCGUUGCCGGAACAGCAACAUCCAGCGGCCCAGCAACAGCAGCAGCAACAGCAAGGACAGACUCCCGCUCAACCGGUGGAAGAUAUUAUCCAUCAGGCGGAGGUGAUCCUGCCCACGAUCGGCACUAAUGGAGCGGAACUGCCCGGUGACGGUUCCGUCGACGGUGGCGCGAACCUUGCCGAUGGUUCUGGUGCGUCGGUAGUGAGCGAUGGUGCGCAGCAAAGCUUCCUGCUCAACACGCAGGACGGGCAGCACAUCAUACUCGACCAGCAGAGCCUGAUGGCGUUGGCGGCCGGUGGUGACACAUCGCACAUUAUAACGGCUGACGGCCAGCAGAUAGUGCUGCAAGGUAGCCUAUUCACCAGUUCCGUAUCGGUCGAUGAUCCCGACUAUGUUUGAACUCCCGAGUCCGAACUGCGCGAACAGCACACUACAGCGAAAGAACAAAAUGCGCGAGAGCGAACGAACCCCGAACCGCGCGGAACGCAAAACCGAACAAAUAUUCCUUAACAGAACCGAACCGCGGGAAGCAAACCAUGGACACAUUUUAGUUUCAGAGAGCGAAAGGAGACGGACGCACGAUACGUAAACGAACCUAAUAUAUAUUGUUAUGCCGAGGAGGUAGUAGAAGAGAAGCAGGCAAAGGGAUGAACGAAGCAAGGCAAUGAUGAUGGACCCGAUUCUUACUUCAAAACGAACUUAUCCGUAAGGGAAGCUGCAAGCUGUACUGUAGUAAACUUUUGGCGCAAAAAACCCGUCUCUAUUUUCAUACUGAUACUCUUACCGGUCGGAAUUGAAUGUCCUGGUCGAGUGCUGCAUUAUAAGGAUGUUGGCUUAUGAACUCUAUUUGGCGGCCAUUUUGUACGUCUGUUGACGAAGGCUUGCUUUCGAAGGGCAGCAGUCGGAUGUUACAAAUAUUCCUCGGAUAUUGAUUUAACGUAGCAGAAUGAGCAAAGGACAUUCAAUUCUGAUCUGUAACCUCCCUAACCAUGAUACAUGACACUAGAGCACUGGUUGAACAUGCUUAACUGCUGCUAGUAUUUCAUGGUCUCUCCUUGCCAAUCUCAUCAUCACCAUCGCUGCUUUUAACUGCCUAUCAUUAGCUGGACCUUUUCCACUCUACCCGGUUUUACCCUCAAAUUGAAACAGACAGAAUCGUAACACUCAAAGCGGUUAGAAAAAUCGAGUCAUUUCUAAGGACUGUUCCGCUACCCGGACGUACAACAUUCCCAUUUUUAAAAGGAUUGCCUUUAUGUUAAAGCUUUAGGAAAAAAGGAUUCCCUCCCUCUUUUUCUGUCUCUGUAGCACAUGCCUGUAAGUACUGUCCGUUUUGCUUCUAAAUCGUCCAACCUUCCCGUUUUAAUGUACACUGCCACACCUUGCUCUGUAGGCUGGUGGCUGCAUUGUAGAUUACCUAUUGGAUAAGGGGGUGCAACGUAAAUACGCCGGCAUGAUGCAGCAAGUGCUAAAGGUUUAAGAAGCAAAUAAUAUUAUUCAGAUUAGUUGUAAGCGAACGAUGUGUCUCUUCUCAUGCAAACAUAGGAGACACUUUUAGACAGGACCCUGGUAUGUCCGUAGAUGACGUAGUCAAGUCCUCUGAAAGAUAGUGCUGGACUUUGAAGCUGCUUUGCCUUGCUCUAUGCGGUGAAAGAUAUUUGUUUCGCUUAGCGUAUGCAUUAAAACGAUAGACUAGCUUGAUGAAGUGUUAACAUUAUAAAUCAUAACAGGAAGGAUAGAAGCAUGGCCAAAAUGCGAGCUCAAGUUAGAGCUUCUCGGACAUUUCCUGACCACGCUGGGGCUUCAUUUGUUGAGGCAUUUUAAACAUUCUCUCCCUUCGUAUGAUUGCCUUUUUAAUGACAGCCUUUUUAAUAUCAUCUCUAGCAAUUAUCCCUUAUUGGUUCUAGCUUUUUGCUUGCAUUGCCACCAGGAAGUUAGUCUACUUUUUAAAUGCUGAACGAUUGUACAAAUUGAGGGUGACAAUAUUUUUGGGUCAAAUUGCUUCAGAUACUGCUAAAGGGGCGGGGUUCCGGUGGUGGAGGCGACAACGGCGCCGGUCUUCAUACGGCAGGACCCGGGGCUCAAAUCCCUUCCGGACAGUUCCCCCGCAGUGAGGAACAACCUUAUUAAGAGAGGUCGUUAGGUCAAGAAGAGAGAGCGAGAGAGAGAGAGAGAGAUACUACUAUAGCGGAUAGUAAAUUGUAACACACAUAUACAGGCAAAGGACAGGUCAGACAUACAAAAGCUUGAGUUUUACUUUUUAUUACUGACUGUUUGUCCUAGACAAACUUCACUAAGCAUAUGUUUGUAAGGGAAAUUAUGGUAGUAGGUAAGAUUAAUAUUAACGCCAAGUAAGACAACACACCGAAACUCCACAGACGAAAAUUAGAAAGAGAAAGAGAGAGCGAGAGAGAGGAACGAGAGAUAGUGUUGUACGAUUACUUCCUUCCGUACUACUGUGCGUUCCGGCUAUAUUCGGGUAGAAGCUCUAUGUAUAUGACAAACAAAAUGUUCCAAUUGUAACUGUAACUGUAGGAAACAUUUCCAUUUCCGGUUAAGAGAAUAAUAUACCAACACCUGUCCACUAUAGAGCAAAUGAAUAACGGACGAAGCAA